This is a messenger RNA of Armigeres subalbatus, 4448 nucleotides long. RefSeq lists its product as uncharacterized. The record is from RefSeq and is a predicted model, not a curated record. Gene Ontology annotation, molecular function: acyltransferase activity, transferring groups other than amino-acyl groups. Bases 395 to 4306 code for a protein of 1303 amino acids. The transcript is spliced from 6 exons. Lineage: Eukaryota; Metazoa; Arthropoda; Insecta; Diptera; Culicidae.
CUUAAAAUUGUCGCAGUACGUUGCUCGAUCGAAAAAGACGUCCACCUCGUGUGUGAGGAUCGCGCGCGCGCUCAUCUGUUCCACACCUCACACUGCUGCCAAUCGGACUGGCCCCGAACGUCCAACGAGAAUUCGCCGCGCACAUAUUUUUAGUUAUUUAAGGAAAUUUUUCCGCUUGGCUUAGACAAAUUUUCACGAAACGGUGGCAUUUUCCGCGUGUUGUAAUUCGAUAUUUAAUCACUGCAGCUGUUGCAUUUGUUUUGCGUUCCGAUUGUGUUCGGUUGGUUAAUUAAGUGUCGAUCGGCGAUCGACGCGAGUGCGAUAUGAAUUAGGCUGGAUAAGGUGUUCUGCACAGUAGUAGGCGGGGGAAGAAGAGUUUGAAGUUUGAUCAAAGAUGGCCGUGCUCUUUCGACCGUGGUUCCUGUUGGCGGUCGUUGUUUUGGUGAUUGCGACGUUUGUUACUAGCGGGGAAGGAUUCCGGUUACGUGACUUCGAGGUGGAUGAUAAUCAGAGGGCAUCGGUGACGUAUGCCAAGAGGAAGAUUCAGGGUAGACGGGGAGCCUUGGAGGAGGUGAAGAAACGAGUGGUGGCCGUUCAGGACAACGACGAUGAUGAUGAGGACGGGGAUGACGAGGACGGGAUGGGGGACGACGACGAUGAGGAUGAAGAGCGAGCCGCUGAGAGCAAAUACAAGUUUGAGAGAGUGCAUAAAAGCUACAGGUUGUCUCCAGUGCAGAAGUUGAAAGUAGAGAGCAAGAAGUAUAGUUGGGAUGAGGAAGUGAAAACAAGAAAAUCAAAGUUGAGAUCGGUAGAAGUGGAUGAAAAUGAGGAUGACGAAGAUGACGAUGAUGACGAGGAAGAAGAGGAAAAAUCAAUUUUUAAUCUAUAUGGAUUGUUAGGAUCGAAGAAAAGUAAGGGAAGUGACGAAGAAGAUAAAAAGGAAAAGCCAUCAAAAGAGCAUACGAAGAAGGAUGAUGUAGAAAAUGAUGAUCAGGACGACGAUAACGAGGAUGACGAUGACGAUGAUGAUGAUGAUGAUGAUGAAGAAGAAGAUAAUAAAAGUGGAGGAUGGCUUGGAUGGCUAAAAGAGCUUACAUCUAAGGAUUCCGAAGACGAGGAUAAGACGAAACAAAUCGAAGCUGACGGAGACGAUGAUGAUGAUCAAGAGAAAAGUGGAAUAUUUGGGUGGCUGAACAAGCUAUCGGACAUAAUUGACGAUGAUGAUGAUGCCGACCACAAGAAACAUGACGACGACGAUGAUGAUGAUGAUGAAGAUAGCGAUAAAGACAGAGAAAAAGAAAACCCGUUGAUCAACUUUGUCAGUAGUCUACUGCAAACGGAUAAAGAAGAUUCCAGUGAAGACAUUAAAUUGUCUCCAGUUGGUGAGGAGGAUGAUGAAGAUGAAGACGCCUCAUCAGAGAAACAGAAACAAAAGAAACCAAAGGAUUCAAAAAUUGUGCAACUGCUUAACGCAAGCCCUUUGAAUACGUUGUUUAAAUCCGACGAACUUCCAUCGGAAGCCCCAAUCAAAACCGACCCGAAGAAGAUCAAGAAGCUGCAGCAUACACCGUCGAAGGUAGUCAAGCAGCGCAUCGAAAUCUCACCGGAGGACUUCGAAUCUCUCCUGCUCCGCAUCCCCUCUUUCGUUCCGGACUAUUCACGGUUGAAAAACAACGAAUGUCGUCGCCAGGGUCAGAUCUUCCAGCGUCAACUACGCGGCAAACGUCUCUGGGCGCUGCAGAUGAUCGACGCUAGCGCCAAGGUCACGUCCGGUCUACUCCGCGGUAACGCUAAUCAGUUGGGAGACUAUGAUCUGUGUACCGGGAUUGCCACGAAAGUUAAAGUGAAGGAGGACGAACAGGUCCGGAUGAGGGGAAAGUACUGUUUGGCUCACAUCGAUGUGGUUGCCGAAGACGAAGACCUCAAGUUACCGGUCCACCUGCUGCAGGGACGAGGCUUCAUCAAAAGCACGCUGAAUGAUCCUGAUCACUUCCUUCCUCGCUUCACGACAAUCAAUUGGGGCAUUUGCCUUCCAUCCGCCUGUAGUUAUGAAGACGCCGGUAGCAUUGUGAAAAAUUUUGUGAAACCUUACAACACUACCGGAAUAAAACUUUUCCUGGAAAUCGAAGAAGGUAACUGCCAUGUGCGUCAAAAUGCCUCAUGGACCACGUUGUUUAGGGAGAACUGGCGUUUAGUUGCUUCACUUGGCUUCUACACGUUCAUCGUAGUAGUCACCGUUGUAGCAUCCCUGAACGACUUUGGUGUCAUCAAGAUUGAACCCCAUCCGAAGACACCUACCGUGCAGACUACAGCUAACGAAAAUAACAACGAGUCCAACGUGUCCCCGCCUAACGAAGAAAUCAAUCUGCUCCAUCAAACCCUGAUGUCCUUCUCGAUUAAACGCACUCUCCGCCAAGUGCUUGGCGGCGAGGAUGAAACCCUCGCUGGCAAAGACGUCGUAGGAUGCCUGUCGGGACUUCGCGCAUUUUCCACGAUCGCCCUGUUUUGUGCCCUCCGUUUGAUUCCCAUGGGCUUCCAACCGUUCACAAAUCGAAACGAAUUCACCGAAAGCUUCAACACUCCAUGGAGUGUAGCUCUGCGAGUGUUGAUGCUCUACGCCGACGUGUACCUGGUAAUCAGCGGAUUUCUGGCUGCGUACCACAUGGUUGGCGAGUACCAACAGAAACAGAAGGUCGCUUGGUUCCGCAGAAUUGUUGGGCGCUAUCUAAGACUCACUUUGCCGCUGAUCCCGGUGCUGAUCUUCUACUCCGUCGUUUGGGAACACCUGGGCAGUGGACCACAGUGGGGAGAUGUCGUCGUCAAAAAUGCCAACUUGUGCAAACACAACUUCUGGAACAACGUCCUGUUCAUCCAGAAUUGGUACCCCGUUGAAGAAAGCUGUGCGCCGCAUACCUUCCAGCUGGCCGUUGAGAUGCAACUCGCCAUUCUGGCACCACUCCUCUUGAUCAUAUUGACAGCGAACCCGUUCUACGGCAUCGCCACGUUUGUCCUGCUGCACGGGCUUUCCACGGCGAUGCGGUUCGUAUCCACCACGGAGGACCGCCUCUCACCCUACAUCUACCACGGGAUUCGCCUAACCCAAAUCUACCGUACGGUCAAUCUGAGCUUCUCGGAAACGCUGCACCGAGCGACUCCAUAUCUUGCCGGAUUUGGGCUGGGCUACUUCUUGCGAGAAGGCAACAUCCGCAAGCAGGUUGACCGCGGUAUCCGAAUAAGCGGUUGGAUCGGGGUGAUGAUCGCCUUUGGAUGGUGCUUCAUAUCCCCUUUGAACACUUCGGAGAAGGAGUUCCAAUACGACAUUAACGAUGCAGCCCAGUACGCUGCAUUGGCACCGCUCUCCUGGGCGUUAUCCAUCUGCUGGGUUAUCUAUUUUUGCGUUACCCAUGAACACAGUUUGCUGAACCGCUUGCUCAGCUGUCGCAUCAUGACUUUCCUUAGCAAAAUCUCGUACUCGGUGUCACUGAUCCAGUUUUUGGUAUUCUUCUACUUCGCGGGAACGACCCGAGGCAGUGAGACCUUCAGUUGGUCCGGCUAUUUGAACCGCACCGAGGUAUGCUUGCUAGUUGUGGCAGGAACACUGUUGACUGUGUUGUACGACCUACCGGUUCAGAACAUUAAGUCGAUGCUUGAUCGAUCGGGUGUUUUCGAUCGAAUGGAAAAGAAAGAUACCUCCGUGGUAUUGACAACUCCGAAGGAAGACGGACAGGAUGAAGCUAGUCAAAAUGGAGUGGAGAAACCUGUGGAAAAUGGCAGUGCUGCUAGCAGCCAUGCGGAAGGUAAAAAGGAAGAAGAAAAGAAGGCCGAGGAAGAUUUUGUUAGUCCGUUUGAUGAUCGCGAUGAUGACUAUUCACCAAGACAUACGUGGAAGCGAUCAACACCCGAUCCAGAACCCAAACCUGCCACUCCUACCAAAGGGUUCUGGGACGAUCAGGAAGAAAGUGAUGCCCCGAAAUCCACAAUCAAAGCCCCUUCUCCAACAAAAUCGUCCAUGGAACAGGUAAGUGAAGAAGAGGAAGACGUGGAAGAGAUUGUGGUCGAGGAAGUCGAGGAAGAGGUGGAAGAAGAGGAGGAUGAGGAAGAAGACGAAGAGGAUAUCGACGAAGCAAAAGAAGUACUGCAUAGACCAACGGGAGCACAAUCGGCGGCAGAAGAAGAGGUUAAAGCGGAACCGGAAAGACCACAGUUUACGAUAGGCUCCACUAUAACGAGCAGAAGCUACAGCAGAAGUCCGUCCUACAGUCCGCCUUAUGUGAGACGCCAGUGGCGACGUACCUGGGACGACUAGGAAGCAAAUGAAAAGAAGCAUUGAAUUGGAUACGAAUACUCGGACAACAUAGAAAAGACACUUUCAAGUAGGAAUAAUCCGACCAAACUGACGAUAACAGUUCAAGCAACAGCUGAAUUAUGCAUUACGGUAAAUAUGUUAA